This is a messenger RNA of Trifolium pratense (red clover), 2125 nucleotides long. Its product is annotated as abscisic acid 8'-hydroxylase 4. Bases 23 to 1546 code for a protein of 507 amino acids. Gene Ontology annotation, molecular function: heme binding; iron ion binding; monooxygenase activity. Gene Ontology annotation, biological process: multicellular organism development; brassinosteroid biosynthetic process; brassinosteroid homeostasis. The transcript has 10 exons. NCBI's taxonomy places the organism in Eukaryota, Viridiplantae, Streptophyta, Magnoliopsida, Fabales, Fabaceae. The record is from RefSeq and is a predicted model, not a curated record.
AUAUAUAUAGCACUAAUUCAUCAUGAUAUUAGCUCAUCAAAGAAGUAAAGGAAUCAAAAUGAUUUUCCAAUUGGUAAAGGAACAUUCUUAUAUGUGUUACUAUGUUGGUUUUUUAUUGGUGUUUUUAUCAUGUCUAAAAGUGUGGACACUUUGGUGCAAAAAGAACAAGUGCAAUAGUGUUGGCAUUCCUCCUGGAAAUAGAGGAUUACCCUUCAUAGGAGAGACAUUGCAUUUCAUGGCUGCCAUCAACAGUACCAAAGGAGUCUAUGAAUUUGUCCGAGUUCGCCGUCUCCGAUAUGGAAAUUGCUUCAAGACGAAGUUAUUCGGGGAAACCCACGUUUUUAUUUCGAGCAAGGAGUCGGCAAAAGUGAUUCUACGAAACGAAGGAGGGAAAUUCUCAAAGAAGUACAUAAAGUCAAUCUCCGAGAUCUUGGGUCCUGAUAGUUUGUUGUGUGCAGCUGAGCAGCAUCACAAACUCAUUCGAAGCCGUCUCUUCAGUUUGUUUUCGGUUCAUUCUUUGUCCUCCUUUGUUCAAUUGUUUGAUCAACUUGUAAUUGAAACUACAAAUACCUGGACAUGUGGAUCCCUUGUGAUCAUACAAGAUGAAGCGUUCAAGCUAGCUUGUAAGGCGAUGUGCAAGAUGCUAAUAAGCAUUGAGAGUGGCCAUGAACUAGAGGCGAUGCAAAAGAAUGUUGCUCUUGUGUCCGAAGCAAUGCUUGCAUUACCUUUGAGAAUACCCUGGACCAGAUUCAACAAAGGCCUUCAGGCUAGAAAAAGAAUUAUGGACAUAUUGGAGAAAGUCAUCAAUGAAAGAAGAGGCGGAAGUGCUACUAGUCGUGUAGAUUUUCUUCAGCAACUCUUAACAGAUGAUAAUAAACUAGAAAAGGAUGAAGUAACAAGGUUAACAGAUAAAGAGAUCAAAGAUAAUAUCUUAACUAUGAUAAUUGCUGGACAAGACACAAUAGCAAUUGCAAUGACAUGGAUGAUCAAAUUUGUGGAUGAGAAUCAGGAGGUUCUUAAUGAGCUUAAGAAAGAACAAGUUCAGAUUGAGGAAAAAUGUAGAGGAAAUGUAUAUCUUACAUUAGAAGCUCUUUCUGAGAUGCAAUAUGCUUCCAAGGUGGUAAAAGAAGCGUUAAGGAUGGCAUCUGUAGUGCAAUGGUUGCCUAGAUUAGCACUCGAGGACUGUGAAAUCGAAGGAUUUAAGAUCAAGAAAGGCUGGAACAUCAAUAUUGAUGCUAGAUCAAUACAUCAUGAUCCAACUAUUCACCGUGACCCGGAUGUGUUCAAUCCUUCAAGAUUUCCUAAUGAGUCAAAACCAAACAGCUUCUUAGCUUUUGGGAUUGGAGGAAGAAUGUGCCUAGGGAAGAACAUGGCUGAAGCAAUGAUGUUGGUGUUUCUCCAUCGCCUCAUCACUAAUUUCAAGUGGAAGGUGAUUGAUUCAGACUCAAGUAUUCAAAAAUCGGCACUUUUUACAAAACUUAAGAGCGGUUAUCCGGUACGCUUGAUAUCUGUGAAGGAGGACGAUACCAACAAAAAAACUAUGUGAAGACUUCAAAAGAUAUAUAUUUCAUCAUUCUAAUUUAGAGUAACAAUUGUCUGGCUAAACCACAGUCCUAUAAUAUUGUAAUUACCAGUCAUCUAUUGUUAAUGAUGUUUCACUUGUAUGCGUUUAAUCCUAUGAUUUUAGAAGCAUAUAUGUUUUAUUUUCUUAUGUAUGUCAAGUUCUUACCCCCAUUAGCAAAUGAGAAUUUACUCAUUUGGUUGAUCUUUCUUUCUUAUAGGACUUAAGUGCAAUUGUAACAUAUUGGUAUGGUAAAGGUGAUGUAACUCAUUUGGUAUGUAAAGGCCAGUCAUAUAUAUAUAUACACUAUAGGAGUUUAUGGUGUGUCGUAUGAGUGUUGGACACUGACGCUUGCCCGACACUGUGACACGCCUAAUUCGAUUAGUGUGUGUGCUUCGUACCAUAUACCUAGGGUUGGUUGUGUUGGGUCUAGAUAGUCUUUUUAAUCUUCAUCGGUAUCUCCCACACAUAAAUCAAAUGAAUGUUGUACUAUCCAUGGACCAUGAAGUGGAUUCCUCAUUAAUAUAUGAAUGUGAUAACUAUUGUCACAUGUAUAUUAUACUA